This is a messenger RNA of Candidozyma pseudohaemuli, 3918 nucleotides long. RefSeq names its product Trk1p (gene TRK1). Gene Ontology annotation, biological process: potassium ion import across plasma membrane; intracellular potassium ion homeostasis; rRNA processing. Gene Ontology annotation, molecular function: rRNA binding; high-affinity potassium ion transmembrane transporter activity. NCBI's taxonomy places the organism in Eukaryota, Fungi, Ascomycota, Pichiomycetes, Serinales, Metschnikowiaceae. The record is from RefSeq and is a predicted model, not a curated record. The coding region runs from base 1 to 3918 and encodes 1305 amino acids. Gene Ontology annotation, cellular component: plasma membrane. The transcript is spliced from 2 exons.
AUGGCCUCAAUGAGUCGAGCCUAUCAAGGGCUCCGAAACACUUUUAAAGACAAACAUGGCAAGUCCGCAGGCCACAUGCUUCGAGACACCAUUCAGGCUGUGGCGCUGGCCGUUCAUCCUUACUUGAAGGUGGUUAUUCCCAACUUCAGAGCGGCACACUAUUUCUACAUCAUCUUCAUGACCUUCUUGGGGUCGGUAAUUGUAUAUCCAAUUGCCAAUUUUGCAUACAUUGACAUCUUGUUUCUCAUGUCGGGUGCCGCCACUCAGGCCGGUUUGAACACUGUCAACUUGAACGAACUACGGCUUCUGCAGCAGAUAUUCGUUUACAUAUUCACCACGUUGUGCACACCAAUUUUCAUCCAUAGCUCCUUGCUUUGCAUCCGUCUCUUCUGGUUUGAACGCCAGUUUGACAACAUCAAAGAAUCCUCGAAGCUAGAUCACAAAAUGAGAAAGAGCGCUACUUUAGCAGCUCGUUCAAAUACAAAGGACUCCACAAGAAUGAAUACAGCCACAAAUCAAGAGCUUGGCUUAGAACAUCAAAGCCUGCCACAAAAAGAGGUGUCCUCAAGCUCCUCACCAGCAUCAUCACGCAUCAAUGAGAAGACGAACGCAACAAACGUUGCUUCCAGUCCGAAGCCUGCCGACCAUGCCAUUCGUUUUGACAACCUACCACAUCCGUCAAAAAGAAGAGAAGAGGUCGAGCCAUCUGAUAUGUAUAAGUCGAUCGCCAUGUUGCAAAACAAACACACCAGAAAACUAAGUUUUGCUGACGAAGACGUCUUGGUCAUCAAGUCUCCGAAGGAAAUUGAGAGAGAUAAAAACACACCCAUUUUUACGCGAAAGCAUCUGAUAUCAUUUUCUCCUCGAGGCAAAAAAAAAUGGAGGCUUAGAAGAGGCAGAAGAAGGGGCAACUGGGAGAAACUCAAACGGACCAUUCUGAAUAGCUCCUCUGGAAGGAGAUCGAAGAAAGGUUCGAAAAAGCCUGUUGAUGAAGACGCUGAUAAUGUUUCUAUUGACAGCGAGACUCAUGACCGGUGCAAAGAGAUGAAGGAUACUCUCAAGUUUGUCGAUGCCGUUGAAAAUAGUGACGACCAGGCUCAAUUGGAUAAUAUGGAUUUGAGUGAUGACGAUGCUGACUUGCAUGUUCGCUACGACAACGCAUAUUUGAGCGGCCAUCUCGAUCACGAUGAGUCAUUUGAUGACGAAGAUGACGAUGACCAUGACGAAGAGGAUGACGAUGACGAUGUCCUCUGCGAUGACGAUGAAGAUGAUGACGAUGAUGAUGACGAUGCAAUUGAUAAUGAUGAAGAUGAAGAUGAAGAUGAAGAUGAAGACAUUGACGAUGAUAUUGAAUACAGAGCCAAUCUCACGGACAACAGUCAAGCAAUCAUCGAUUCGGAUGACGAGGAUGAUGAAGCUCUAGAUCCAAGGCAAGCAGCCCCAAAACCCGGCCCUGGUGAGCAUAUCGAGACUGCAGUUCCUUCUAAUCGUGUGACCAAAUUUUCUGAGCCUGAAAAGGUUCCUCGCGAAAGAAAAGCACACAGAAGGAAAGCAAUCAGAAGGUGGAGAACCCCUCUUUUGAUCUCAAGCUCCAACACUUUGAGAAACACUCCAAGUGCUGAUGGCGCAAUCAGAGACGACUCAGAUGAAGAGCUGGAUGAACUGGAGGACGAUAAUCGUUUAACUCGGCAGAUGAGCACAAACUAUCUUUCGUGGACACCCACAGUGGGAAGAAAUUCUACUUUCGUGCAUCUUACAGAAGAACAAAAGAAUGAGCUUGGCGGGGUUGAGUACAGAGCUGUCAAGCUAUUGUUCAAAAUCUUGGCCGUGUACUAUAUCGGUUUUCAUGCCAUGGCUUUCUGCAUGCUUAUUGGUUUCAUCAAAGUUGAUGAGAGCAAGGCUGCUGAGAUGAGAACAUUUGGCUUUUCUCCCAUUUGGUGGGCGUUUUUCACCGCCCAAUCAACAUUCAAUGAUUUGGGACUCACAAUCACACCAAACUCAAUGUCUAGCUUCAAUGAGUCGCCAUACGUUUUGAUUGUUUGCUCGUUUUUUAUUGUCAUCGGCAAUACCGGCUUUCCUGUCUUACUUCGUUUUUUGAUUUGGUUACUCUUCAAGAUUGCCAGACCGAUGUCAUUGUUCAAAGAGUCUUUGGGUUUCCUUUUAGAUCAUCCAAGAAGAUGCUUCACCCUUCUCUUUCCUUCUAUCCCCACCUGGUGGCUUUUCCUUAUUUUGGUUGUUUUGAACGCUGUGGAUUUGGUUCUUUUCGUCAUUUUGGAUUUGAAUAACGAUUCGUUGAGUUCAACUCCCAAAGGACUCAGGGUACUUGAUGGAUUAUUCCAGGCUUUCAGUACGCGAACAGCUGGAUUUAGUUGCAUUGAUUUGUCACAAUUGCAUCCUGCUGUUCAAGUCAGUUAUAUGAUCAUGAUGUACAUUUCCGUGCUUCCUUUGGCUAUUUCCAUCAUAAGAACCAACGUUUACGAGGAGCAGUCAUUGGGCAUAUAUUUGAAGGCGGCAGAAGAAGGAGAAGAUCCGGAGGCCACGCCCAAGAACUUCAUUGGCACACAUUUAAGAAAUCAAUUGUCUUUUGACUUGUGGUUUGUGUUCUUGGGCUUGUUCAUCAUCUGCAUUGCAGAAGGUGGGAAGUUACAAGCUAAUGAUCUUCGGUUUAGUGUCUUCGCAGUCAUGUUCGAGGUGGUGAGUGCCUAUGGUACCGUCGGGUUAUCCUUGGGUUACCCAAAUGUGAACCAGUCGCUUACGUAUAAGUUCACGACUGUUUCCAAAUUGGUUAUUAUUGCCAUGAUGAUAAGAGGUCGUCACAGAGGUUUACCCUACUCGCUUGACAGAGCCAUCAUGUUGCCUGACAAGCAUAUGCGUCGCAGAGACAGAGUGCAAGAACACCAUGCAAUUCAGCGUGCUACAACAUUGGAAUCAGUUCCUACAAGGGACACUUUCCGCGAGGAAGGUGUAUCUGGAGCAGUUCGGGGGCUUACUAAGGCCAUCACUCGAACCGCGGCAUCAUACCGUAGAAACUCUCUUUUCCCCGCUCCAACAAGAUUGGAGUCGGAAGAGAGACAGGCCAGAGAAAGAAGAGAAUACCUUUACAAAAAGUCCUUGGAGCUUCAGGAAACUGCUCAGCUUGAGAAGAGACAAAAACUCAAGGCAGCACUUGCAUCGGGAAAGCCCCUCUCUAAAGAGCUUAGCGAAGACACUGAGCUUCACAAGAAUUUCAGAUACGAUGAAAGUGAACAAGUCGAUAUCGACGACGAAUACUCCGCCAUGAGCGGUAUCAACGACCCCAAGAUUAUUGUGACUACUUCAAGGAAUCCAUCUGCCAAGUUACUACAAUUCUCCAAGGAGAUCAAGUUAAUGUUUCCCAACUCCAUGAAGUUAAACAGAGGUACCUAUGUCAUUCCAGAUCUCGUGAAGCUGUGUUCAAGAGCUAACAUAAACGAUCUUAUCGUUCUUCAUGAGCACAGAGGUGUCCCCACUUCCCUCACUGUAUCGCAUUUCCCACAUGGUCCAUCAGCCGUUUUCACAUUGCAUAACGUCAAAUUGAGACACGAUUUACCAAAUAUCGGUAACAUUUCUGAGGUAUACCCACAUCUCAUUUUCGAGAACUUUUCUACUGUAUUAGGCCAGCGUGUGGUGAAGAUCCUCAAGCAUUUGUUUCCCCCAGGAGCGAAGAAGGACAGCUCAAGAGUGAUUACUUUUAUCAAUAACGACGACUUCAUCAGCGUCAGGCAUCAUGUUUUUGUUAAGACGAAAGAUGGUGUAGAGCUUAGUGAAGUGGGCCCAAGAUUUGAAAUGAGACUUCAUGAGCUCAGGCUCGGUCUUCUUGAUAAUAAGGAUGCCGAUGUUGAGUGGAAGACGAGACGCUUUGUCAGAACUGCCAACAGGAAAAACUACUUGGCUGAUUAA